Molecule: messenger RNA, 2570 nt
Organism: Gallus gallus (chicken)
Lineage: Eukaryota; Metazoa; Chordata; Aves; Galliformes; Phasianidae
Gene: CHIR4A2
Product: platelet glycoprotein VI-like
Exons: 4
Coding region: 1527-2363 (278 amino acids)
Source: RefSeq, a predicted model, not a curated record
GGGGGGAUGGAGAUUUUUGGGGAUGGGUGACAUUUAUGGGGCUGGAUGGUGGAUGUGGGGACUGAAUGGAGUUUUUUUGGGUGGAUGGAUGGAUGGACGGAUGGAUGGGUGGAUGAGAAACAGAGUGAUGGAAAGCAGCCCACACAGCUGGGAAUCUGUCCUCAAGGACAGGGAGAGGAGCAGAGCUGUCAGAUGUGUAAGGCCGCUUUGCUCAGGGCACAAGAGCUCUCCAUCCCCAGUGCAGGCAGUCCAGAAACGAAGGCAAGAGAGCGGCAUGGCUGAAGCGGGACCUGCUGGUCAAAGUGGAGAGCAAGAAGCAGAUGCACAGGCAAUGUCAGCAGGGCCAGGGAGCCUGGCAGGAGGGUGGUGCUGGUGCUGGUCUGUGUGGGGCUGGGGGCAGGAUGGCCAAGGCCCAGCUGGAACUGGACGUGGUGAGGGGUGCAAAGAAGAACGAGGAAGGCUUCGACAGGGCUGUCAACCUGAAAAGGAAAGCCCAGGAGGGCAAACCCAUCAGUGAGCAAUGCAGGCAGGCUGGAAACAACAGACAAGGAGAAGGCAGACUCCUUCAUGGGGAAUAUGGGUUCCGCACACAGCCUCUGUGUGUCAGUACAUUCAAUCAGACUCAAAAAUGCUGUCCCACAGUCUGGCAAGGUCCAUCCCUUGUUCCUGUCCUUCUAAUUCAAGCUGCAGGAUGAUUUCCUGAUCUGAUGGACCUGGCAGCACCACACACCCUCGCUGACUGCUAUUCCGUUCAGCAGUGAAUUGGCUCUGCAGGGCUGCCAAUGGCCCCUGCCAGGAUUUCAGCCUUCCAUCAGCAGUGUGCUGAAUGACAGCCUCUCCUUCUGGGCUGUCAGCAGCACUGCUCCCAACACAGCGCACACUGUGCGGUUCUGAGCCCAAGGCAUUCCCGGUGGGGAAGGGCACACAGUGCCCCUUUUCAGCUCCUCAGGAAUAGGGGAGCAGCCCAGCACCAGCAUUUCCCAGGCAGCCAUGGCUUGGCCCUGCUCGGACCUCUCCCGGCAUGGAGCCUUCCUGGGGGAGAGCUGAGAGGUCACCUCCGGACCUUUCCGGAGCUGUCACGGGCACAGCUUUAUCUACAUAACUCUGUGACACCAGAGAAGCUGCAUUUCUUGAUGUGUCCUUUUUGCCAGGUGGUGACUUCAAUCAUUGCAUGAGCACUCUCAUUUCCCCUUCUGCACCAGCACUGCAACUCCUCAAAAUGGACCAUGAUUGCUUUUCACCCGGCAUCUCUCUCUCUUAUGUUCCUUCUCUGCUUCUCUCCAAUUUCUCUCCUUUCUUUUCCUCUCUUUUCCUCAUUUUCCUCCCAGUCAUCUUUUACGCUUCUCCUGCAGCAGCCAUGAACCAUGACAGCCCAGGGUUGAGAGCGUGUGGGGUACCUCAUCAGGCGCAGUGUGCAGAGUGCAUCUCUCCACUUGUCGCACCCCAGAGGGGCCCCACAGUGCAACCACCCCUAUGGGUUAAUAUGUCCACAUCAGGAGGUGACAUCAUAUCAUCCUGAAAAAGAAAUGGGAACUGACAGCAGCUCUCCGGCCACUUCCUUUCCCCUCUGCAGUCUCACUGUCCCCAAGCUGCUCCUGCCUCAUGGCAUCAAUGGCGGUGAACCUCAUUCUCGGUUGGUGGCUGGUGGCAGCGAGCAGGGCACAGCAACCACACUGUGGGAACACGCAGGUCGUUAUCGGUGUCAGUACCGGGUGUCUGAGUCAGCCGAGGUGUCAGUGGAGAGUGACCCCGUGGAGCUGGUGCUGACAGAUGUCAGAUAUCCCCCAUCCAGCAUUUCCCUUCACCCUGAGCAACAUGUGGGAACAGGGACCAAUGUCACCAUCCGCUGCUGGAGCAAUGAUUACGGGGCCGCCUUCUUCCUGCACAAGGAUGGGAGCUCAGACCCUAUCAAGUACCAGAACUCCAGUGGUGGGGGCACAGCCACUUUCACCCUCUUUGGGGUGACCCCAGCUGACAGUGGCACCUACAGGUGCUCCUAUCACCCCAAGAACUACUCCUUUCUUUCCUCACCCCUUGGGGACAGCAUGACGCUGGAGGUGACACCCACACCUGCACGCCCAGGUAGGUACCUGCCCCCCAUGUGUUUGUCCCCAGUGCCACCCAUGGGUGGCAGUGUCAUCACAUCCCUUCCCCAUGGAGGUGAUGCUGGGGUGAACACACCCAAGUACCUGUACCCCACAGGUGCUGAGUUGGUGUCCCGUGGGAACCUGGUGGUGGCAGUGGUGAGGGGCUGCGCUGCUGUGCUCAUCUUUGCCCUCGGCGUCUUCUUUGUCAUCGAUGCCCGCAGCCUCUGGAUACAGAGAGAUGAGAGUCUGGGUGGGGAAGGGAUUGAAUGGCUUUGAUCUCCUGUACAUCUUCUACACAUCUCCCCAGUUUUCCCCUUCCACUCCUUCCAUUCCUCGGUAGAAUCCACCAGGUGCACCAUUGGACCACUAUACAUUGCCUAUCGAUUCCCUCAGAUGUUCCCUGUCCCCAUCCCAUCUCCUAUAAAUCCAUCAUGUAUCCCCUGCCUCCCCUUCCAGACCCUAUAAAUUAUCUAGUCCCUGUCA